Acanthosepion pharaonis is the source of this 843-nucleotide messenger RNA. The record is from the annotation of a GenBank genome assembly. NCBI's taxonomy places the organism in Eukaryota, Metazoa, Mollusca, Cephalopoda, Sepiida, Sepiidae.
AUGACUGCCAAAUCCAUUUCGGGAGUUGCAUCUCGUCUGCUAAGUAGAAAUUCUCUCCCUUUCUGUUGUCUUUCUUUCUCUUCGCUGCUGUUUCGUUUCUACCCACUCACUUCAUGCGGUUUUCUUUCCAAUCUCUCUCUUGCCAAAAACUCACUCAUCCACUCACUCAUCCGUUCACUCGUUCACAAAUUCUUGGUGUGCCUCUCUCUCUCUUUCUUCAGUUUGCUUCGUCCUCUUUUUAUCGUUGUUAAAUUUUCUAUUCUAUUUUUACCGUUUUCACGUAUCUUUUCUUCGAAGUUUGUCUUUUUCCUAUUAUUCUCUUUCUUCUCCCUCGCUGUAUACACUUUGUAUACGUUGUAUGUUUACUUUUUCUUUUUACUUAUCCUCUUACAUUAUAUCAUUUCUUUUCCCAUCGAAUUAUCUCCCGCUUUCUUUUUUAAAAUAUUUUCUUUCCUUCAUUUAUUUCUUCCCCCUCUUCUUCUUUUCCUUCUAUUCCUUUUUUCUUUUAACAUUCAAAAUUAUGUUCUUCAUCCCAUUUCUACUCCGGAAGUCUUUUUUUUUAUUUUCCUCUCACUGAAAAAAAUAUUUUCUUUUAUCUUGUUUUUCUCUUCCCACAAUACAACACUUUCUUCCUGUUUAACUCACUUUAUAACCUCGAGUAAUUUUUCUUUUUUUAUUCCACAUUUUUGUCUCAUUUCUAAAUUUCUUUCCCAUCUUUUCUUCUUCUUACCACUUCCCCCUUUUUUCUUAGACGACCUCUGCGGCUCUCUUACUGCUUUCUUUCUUUGUAUGACUGACUCUCUCUGUCUCUGUCUCUGUCUCUCUCUCUCCCUCUCUCUCUGA